This is a messenger RNA of Cylas formicarius (sweet potato weevil), 12256 nucleotides long. Its product is annotated as dynein axonemal heavy chain 1-like. The transcript has 63 exons. Gene Ontology annotation, molecular function: minus-end-directed microtubule motor activity; dynein intermediate chain binding; dynein light intermediate chain binding. The record is from RefSeq and is a predicted model, not a curated record. Gene Ontology annotation, cellular component: dynein complex. The coding region runs from base 1 to 12219 and encodes 4072 amino acids. Gene Ontology annotation, biological process: microtubule-based movement. Lineage: Eukaryota; Metazoa; Arthropoda; Insecta; Coleoptera; Brentidae.
AUGACGUUUGCCCAAGACAGUGACAUCAGUUUUCCGGUCACAACAUUUAAACCUAAAGUUCAGCAUCAGCAUGAAGUAGAUCCUGGAACUUCAACGAGGAACGUCGCCAUCGAAAGACGGAGAAGAGCUUAUCAGGAACAGAAACUUGAAACAGUUCUGGAAAAACUAGGUAUUCGGAUAAGGGAUUUGCUUCCUGUCGAUUUACUCUCCGGAGAGGUAGCUACCGACUUUGAGCGUUAUGGUUUGUGUUCGUGGUUAGACUUCCUCCCACUGGAACUAUUCGAUGAUCAAAUGUUCGAUGUUAGAUCGCCACAAAACUGGUUACAAAACGCCAAUUUGGAGGGUGUGCAAUAUCCUCUGCCAGGCGAAGCUUUCGUACCCAACCCCAAUAUAGAGCAACAUAUUACGCCGGAUGAGUUGUAUCACUUGGUAGAUGUUGCCAUCGGCGAAUACGAUAAAGAGAAAAUGCUGUGGAAAGUUUUGACUUUAGACGGACUAAAAAGAACUUUUUGGUUGCCGAGAAUAUAUUUUAUGUUCAAAGCAGAGGAUCCGAUGCAUUAUGGCAUGAGAUUGAAAGCGGCACUGGACUUACGAAGGAUUGCUGAAGAAACAAUAAGGUAUGAGUUCUUUGUGGAUAACAUGCCGCUUAUCGGCAUUCCAACUAUGGAAGAAAAUAUAGUCAAACAGAUGAUGGGUCUGGUGGAAAGUUCGAUGAUUGGAAAGAAAGACAUUUUGAGGAAUCGUUAUGACACGCUUAAGGAUGAGGUUAAAUUAUCCUACCAAAGAACCAUGGGCGAACUUAAAUUUAGAGGAGCAUAUGCAAAACAAAUAGGUUACAGGACUAUUACGAAUGAUAAGUAUCAAUUAUCGCCCAAGCGCGAUGUGAUUACCACAGGGAUCAAUGCUGAAGAUUUUGCAAAGAAACGGAAAUAUUAUUCGUGGUACCAGAUCUACGUAGUACCGGAAACCUAUCGAGCAAUAUCCCACGUCGUUGCAGAAUGCCUCAAAAUGGCUCAAAUGUCCCUAUUUUCGGCAAAUUAUGGCAUUAAGUACGUCACUUUGGAUGAGUUCAAUGCUAUACAAAGUCAGACAUCUAAUAUUAUUAUGAAACAACUCAAAAAUAAUUGGUUAGAAACUCUCGUGUUUAACAUAAGGAUGUGUAUUGGGGACUUGGGCAAAGGCUGGUUCGACGUCAACUUAAGAAACUACGAAACGUACGAAAUAUCCAAACUCAAACGGUUUAUGGAAUUGGUGAAGUACAGAAUGCAGCACACACUGAGAGUGUUGGUGGAAAAUUCUGUAAAAACGUUCAUAAAUCUAGUCGAAACACCAUGCAUUCCAUGUUUGCAAGUUGAAGACGAAUUCGCAUGGGGAAGCGACUUAAUUAACAGUCCAUUUAUAUCGAAAGUUUCCCCCAUAUUUAGCAUGCAACUAAGGAUGAACGAAAAAUGCGCGUUCUAUAGCACACCGCCCGAAAAAUUUCAGGAAGUACUGCUCAAUCUUUUUGACGAAGUUCUCCGACAAACUCACCAAAUACGACAAGUACACCCGCUUUUGUUACCCAAUUUGCGAUUUCCGCCCGAUUUGUUUCUCUCCUCGGUGGGACUGUUGGCGGAUGAAGUCCACAGCAUCAGAAGGCGGUUUUUGAAUGCAUACCGAAAAUCGAUCAUUCCUUUAGAAGCCUACGCUAAGGAGUUUAAUGUCCACGUCAGCUUGUUUACGCUAAACGUAAACGAUUACAUAAAGAGUUACGAGAAAGAGGAAAGAUCAGCAGCCGAAGUAAAAGAAGAUAUUUCGCAACAGCAGAGAUUAAAGAGGAGCUUGGAGAGGACUCUUCCUAACUCCAUUAAUAUAGGGCCUUUCUACGUACUGGUUGAAUAUUUGAAAGUUUUGCUUGUCAAUAAACGGCAAGAAAUUAUCAACAAGAUGCUGGAUAUGUUCGCCAUUAGGAUGAAGGGCCACAUUGAAGAUAUAAUUCAAAACUACAAAAACAUAAUAGUCAAGCUCUCGGUGAAACCGAACAAUAUCGAGCAUAUUUUUGAGCUCAGGGACUGGUUGGAAACUGUUCCCUUAACAGUAAAGUCUUUGGACGAACAGUGUCGUAGAUACUUGAUUGUACAUUGGGAAUACGAAGUUUUGGACCAUUUCUUUUACCCGCUACAAAACGAGGACUUUGAGAAUAAGUGGGAGGCUAUAGGCUGGCCUCUGAAAGUGCUCCGGCAGACAGAAACCACUGAACUAUAUUUAAAAGACGAAGAAGAGCGGUUCUAUAAGUUGCAAGUUAGCGAUGAGUUUGCGUUACAAGACAAAAUUCACGUUUUGACAAGCCAAGUCGUGAAUAUGUCCGGAUAUAAAGACGUGACGAGGACUCACGAGUACGCGCUGGAAAUCCGCAAGGUAUGGAAAGCUAUGAAGGAAGCUCAGGAAAUGGGCCAGUUAUUAAACCAACGGCAAAAGCUAUUUGGGGUGCCAGUAAUCCCAUUCGAUACGCUUAACAAGCUGAUAAAAGAGUUUGAACUGUACAAAAUUCUAUGGACGACUGCCUCCGGUAUUUUCCUUAAUUAUUGGAUGCGUUCGUAUGAAAUUUGGAUGGACAAUCCGAUAAUGAAUAUCGAUGCCGAUGUUAUAGAAGGAUCUGUUUCAGAUAUGUAUAAGAUAGCGGUUCGUCUUAUCAGGAUUUUCUCGGACAUCGAGGCUGUGCAGAACGUCGCUAUCGAAAUUCGAAAUCAAAUCGAUAACUUCAAACCCCUGAUCCCGCUGCUGAUGAGUCUGAGGAAUCCCGGCAUGCGCCAGCGCCACUGGGAUAAAAUAUCUGAAGAGACGGGAAUCCAACUCGUGUGGACACCCACGACCACAUUUCACGAGGUACUCGAUCUUGGAGUGGAGAGCUUUUCAAAGCAAAUUAGGGAAAUUGCUGAAGUGGCUAGCAAAGAAUACGCCAUUGAACAAACGCUCGACAAGAUGAUGUUGGAAUGGCAGAACAAUCUUUUGGAAAUCUCUCCAUACAAGGCUACUGGUACCUAUAUAAUGAAAGUUUCUGAAGAAAUCCAGCAAAUGCUUGACGAUCACAUCGUCUUGACUCAACAGAUUUCAUUUAGUCCCUUCAAAGGUCCAUUCGAAGACAGAAUUAGCGAGUGGGAGGAGAAAUUAAAAGUGACGUCGGAAGUCAUAGAAGAGUGGAUCGAUGUCCAAAAGCAGUGGAUGUACAUGGAGCCAAUUUUUACUAGCGAAGAUAUAAUCAAACAAUUGCCUAUCGAAAGCAAAAAGUACCGAUUUAUGGAGAGGACAUGGAGACGUAUCAUGAGAAAUGCGGUGGAACUACCUAUUAUCAUAGAAUAUUGCGCUGACCGUAAGUUAUUGGAAAGUCUCAGAAAUGCAAAUCACGUGCUUCAAAUCGUGCAGAAGGGGUUAUCGGAAUAUCUAGAGACUAAAAGGGUGACAUUUCCCAGGCUUUACUUCCUCAGCGACGAUGAGCUGUUGGAGAUCUUGUCACAUGCUAGAAACCCACUGGCGGUUCAGCCUCAUCUCAAUAAGUGCUUCGAGAAUAUCGCGAUGCUUACAUUCGAAGAGGAUUUGCGUAUCACUCAGAUGUUUUCGGCUGAAGGGGAAUGCGUAGAUUUGAAUCCCACAAUUUAUCCCACCGGCAAUGUCGAGCAUUGGCUGUUGGUGGUCGAGAGUACUAUGCAGAACACUGUACGCACGAUUCUCGGCACUGCUUUAAGAGAAAUACUGAAAAUUGAUAGAAAAGUUUGGGUUUUGAGUUGGCCCGGCCAAGUAGUGAUCGCGUGCAGCCAGACUUUUUGGACCGCAGGCGUAGAAAACGGCAUCCUCGAGAAUAAACUAAACGAUUUCCUGCAGAACGUGAUCAUUGUGAAUUUGGACGCGCUGAGGAACUUGGUAAAGAGUACGCUGACGUUCCUGCAGCGCGAAAUACUCUCCGCACUAAUCGUUAUCGAAGUGCACGCGAGGGAUGUCACUCAAAACUUAGUCGAUUUGAACACGGUAAACUCAAACGACUUCGACUGGAUUAGUCAACUGAGGUACUACUGGACGGGACAAGAAAUGAGUGUACGGGCAGUAAACGCGGAAUUCCCUUACGGUUACGAAUACCUCGGCAACAGCGGUAGACUGGUGAUCACUCCCCUAACCGAUAGAUGCUACCUGACCUUGACCGGUGCCCUCCAUCUAAAAUUUGGAGGUGCACCUGCAGGACCGGCGGGAACCGGAAAAACCGAAACCACGAAAGACCUUGCGAAAGCUAUGGCGAGACAAUGCGUAGUGUUCAAUUGUUCGGAUCAACUCGAUUUCAUGGCCAUGGGAAAGUUUUUCAAGGGUUUGGCGAGCUCGGGAGCUUGGGCCUGCUUUGACGAAUUCAACCGAAUUGAUAUUGAGGUUCUGUCGGUGGUUGCGCAACAGAUCACCACCAUCCAGAAAGCGCAACAAGCGCGGCUGGAUCGGUUUAUUUUUGAAGGCUCUGAAAUAGUGUUGAAGGAGUCCUGCGCAGUUUUCAUUACCAUGAACCCAGGUUACGCCGGGAGAACGGAACUUCCGGAUAAUCUCAAGGCACUAUUCAGGCCAGUGGCGAUGAUGGUUCCUGACUACAGUUUGAUUGCCGAGAUUAGUUUGUUUUCUUUCGGGUUUAGCGACGCCAAAGUGCUGGCCAACAAAAUUACUACUACUUUCAAGCUGAGUUCUGAACAGCUCAGCACCCAGGAUCACUACGACUUCGGAAUGAGAGCAGUUAAAACUGUGAUCGCGGUGGCAGGCAAUUUAAAACGGGAAAAGCCUAAUAUGGACGAGAAGCAAAUCUGCCUCCGAGCUAUCAGGGAUGUAAACGUCCCAAAAUUUCUCAAAGACGACUUGAUUCUCUUCGACGGCAUAGUGUCGGAUUUAUUUCCGAGAAUGGUUGAAGAGCCAGUGGACUAUGGGGCCCUCGAGAAAUCUAUCAGGGUGUCUUGUAUUAAACUACGUCUGGAGGACGUAGAUGGGUAUGUAAAGAAGGUGAUUCAACUAUACGAAACUACAGUGGUGAGGCACGGACUUAUGCUGGUGGGUCCCACAGGUUCGGGCAAGACCAAAUGCUACGAGUGUUUAAAAGAUGCAAUGACCUCUUUGAAGGGCCAGGCUCAGCCUAGCGGUUACCCAUUCGAAGCCGUCCAAACACAUGUCCUUAAUCCCAAAUCGAUCACCAUGGGUCAGUUAUAUGGAGAGUUCGAUCCACAGACUCGCGAGUGGACGGAUGGUAUUCUACCAUGCUUGGUCCGCAUCGGAAUCAACGCUCCAAACAACGACAGGAGGUGGUAUGUCUUUGAUGGUCCCGUCGACGCAGGUUGGAUCGAAAAUAUGAAUACGGUUCUAGACGAUAACAAAAAACUAUGCCUGAGUUCUGGAGAAAUAAUUAAACUAAGAGACACCAUGACUAUGAUAUUUGAGGUGGCCGAUCUGGCAGUUGCUUCGCCUGCGACUGUUUCCAGGUGCGGGAUGGUCUAUUUGGAGCCAGAAGUUUUGGGCCUACAACCGUUUAUUAACUGUUGGAUGAAAUUCCUGCCUCGAAUCGUACAGCCUCAUAUCGAAACACUGCGCAACUUAUUCGACUACUAUGUGCUGCCUGCUAUCGAACUGGUUAGGAACGAGUUAAAGGAAGUCCUCACUUCCGUAGAUUCAGCUCUGCUUGGAUCGUUUCUACGUCUAAUGGACUUUCGGCUGCUUCCGAUAUCCGGAAAAGAUCAGAGACCCCCUCCGAGUUCCGCCUUUUUGGAACUCUUGCCUAGACUCUUGAUCCCCUGGACCGUCUUCAACGUAAUAUGGAGUAUCGGUUGUACGUGUGACAACGAUUCCAGGGUAAUUUUUGACAAAUGGAUCAGAGAAAAGAUGUCGGUCGCCAAUCAUACGCCCACCAUUCCAAAAGAGAGGCUUUGCUACGAUUAUAAGUUGCACGACGGUGGUUUCACUGAUUCAACGCCAGAUGGAGAACCCACAACGCCUACAUGGCGGAACUGGAUGGAGAACGUCGACGAAUACAAAAUCACCGUCGACAUGAAAUAUUCAGAUAUUGAAAUUCCAACCGUCGACAACGUACGAAACGCCGAACUGCUAGGGACGAUUUUAAUGAACGAAGACAACGCCCUCUGCGUAGGUCCGACCGGUACAGGAAAAACGUUGACGGUCAUCGGAAAGCUAAGCAAGCACAUGCACCGGAAGUUUAUCUGCGACUUUUUCAGUUUUUCUGCCAGAACGACUUCUAAUCAGACUCAGGAUUUGAUGGAUUCGAAAUUGGAUAGACGACGGAAGGGAGUCUUCGGACCGCCCGUUUUAAAGAGGCAAAUAUUUUUCAUCGACGAUUUCAACAUGCCCGCUUUGGAGGUUUUCGGAGCACAACCUCCUUUAGAGCUCAUUCGGCAAUGGAUGGACUAUGGUGGUUGGUACGAUCGCAAGAACAUCGGAGAGUUUCGAACUAUAAUCGACGUCAACUUUGUGGCCGCGAUGGGUCCGCCAGGGGGUGGUAGAAACCCAGUUACGGCUCGUUUGCUGCGACAUUUUCAUUACCUAGCUUUCGUCGAAAUGGAGGAAAGCAGCCAAAGGAAAAUCUUCGGCACCAUUUUGAGAUUUUGGCUAGACAGAACUGUCGAUCUACACGAACAAUACGAUGCUUUGCUGUCUUCCACGCUACUAGUCUACCAUCGAAUAUUGAAAGAGUUGCUUCCUACGCCAGCUAAAACCCACUACACAUUCAACUUGAGGGAUCUGAGUAAGGUGUUUCAAGGGAUGUUAAUGUUUGAUCCGCAGACCUUACAGGACAUAGAGGAACUCUUGCGUCUGUGGUAUCACGAAUGCUGUCGCGUCUUUCAAGAUCGGUUGGUGAAUGACGACGACAGGACUUGGUUCGAGGAUGUUCUCAAGGACCAAAUCGACACGUAUUAUGGUUUAAGCUCGCGUGAUGUACUGGGUGACGAAGCUAUCCUUUUCGGAGAUUUUCUGGAUCCCACGGUUGAUAUGGGACCUUACACUCAAAUUAAGGAUUUCAAAAAACUGAGCGAGUCACUGAGUUACUACCUGGAUGAAUAUAACGUACAGAGCACCAAACCAAUGAAAUUGGUCCUAUUCCUCGAUGCCAUAUCGCACGUUUGCAGAAUAGCCAGAAUUUUGAGGCAACCGAUUAGCAACGCAUUACUCCUUGGUAUGGGAGGAUCUGGAAGGCAAAGUUUGACACGAUUGGCAGCAUUCAUCCAAGAAUUUGGCUGUUUCCAGAUAGAACUCACUAAAGCGUACGGGCCAACUGACUGGCGUGAGGACAUCAAAAAUUUGAUGCUGACCGCCGGGCUCCAGAAAAGGGAAACUGUAUUCUUAUUUUCCGAUACCCAGAUUAAAUCUGAAUCCUUCCUCGAAGACACAAAUAAUAUUUUGAAUUCAGGCGACGUCCCUAACAUUUAUCAGGCAGAAGAACUGGACGCAAUAUACCAAGGCAUGAAGGGAACAGUACAGGAAAUGGGUCUGGCUGCUACCAAAUCGAUUUUGUUUUCGGUUUAUCAAAAAGAAGUCAGAACAAACUUACAUACGGUUAUCACUAUGAGUCCCAUCGGAGAAGUGUUUCGUGCGCGGCUCAGACAAUUCCCAGCGUUGGUCAACUGCUGUACAAUAGACUGGUUCUCUCCGUGGCCGGACUCAGCUCUGCAGUCUGUGGCAUUGCAAUUUUUAAAAGACGUCGAAGAUCCGACAUUUACCGAGAACUUACUCCAACGGAUAGUCGUCGUGUUUCAAUACAUGCACGCUAGCGUUGUAGAAGCUAGCGACCUCUACAGGCAAGAGCUUUCGAGAUAUAAUUACGUUACGCCAACGUCUUAUUUGGAGCUGUUGUCCAGCUAUACGGAUCUUAUGAACAAAAGAAAAGGCAGUCUAGUUGAAGGGAUUGGUAGACUAAAGACUGGUUUGGGAAAACUUCACAGUACGGCAGAAGAAGUAAAAGUACUGCAAGCUCAAUUGGAAGAAAUGAAACCGGCCUUGGAGACGGCCGCCAAAGAAGCUGAAGAAAUGAUUACGGUCAUUGCAGCAGAUACGAUAACCGCCGAGGAAACUAAAGUGAUAGUCGAACAGGAAGAGGAAGAGGCAGCCAAGAAGACAGAAGAAACUCACGCUAUCGCGGAAGACGCUCAGAGGGAUUUGGACGAGGCGAUGCCCGCUUUGUUAGCUGCCGAAGCAAGUUUAAGAGCGCUGAAUAAAAACGACAUCAUCGAGGUCAGAUCGAUGAAGAGACCACCCGCCGGAGUGGUUUACGUCAUCGAAGCGAUUUGCAUUGUCAAAAAUAUUAAGCCCAACAGAUUGCCCGGAUUGAGGCCCGGCGAGAAAAUUUUGGAUUACUGGGAUCCGGGACGGAUCAUGCUGGCUGAUCCCGGUGCUUUCCUUUCAUCACUGAUGUAUUUCGAUAGGGAUUCCAUUACCGAGGAAAUGGUCGAUAAACUGAAGAAGUACGUAAAGGAUCCAGAUUUCACCCCCACCAAGAUCGCCAAGGUAUCGAAAGCAUGCACGUCUUUAUGCAUGUGGAUCCACGCGAUGUACAAAUACUACUUCGUCAACUUAACUGUGGCGCCGAAAAAAGCAGCACUCAAAAAAGCCAAAGAGGAGUUGGAACGGACGGAAAGAGCGUUGGCCGCAGCUAAGGCCAAGAUGAAGGAAAUUCAGGAGAGACUUGUCAGGCUGCAUCUCGAGCUGGACGCCAAAAUGGCUUUUAAGGCGGAAAAGGAACAGAGCAUUGCAGUGUGCGAAGAAAGAAUGCGACGAGCAGUCAGGCUUAUUAAUGGUCUAUCCGAUGAAAGAGUGAGAUGGCUGGAGACUAUACACAGCACAGAAGCCGCUUUGGUCAACGUGAUAGGCGAUACAUUGAUCAGUUCUGGUUGUGUAGCGUAUAUGACGCCUUUUACUGAUGAAUACAGGACUAGUUUAUAUUCUCAAUGGAGUCAAGUCAUCGAAGGGCAAGGUAUACCGUAUACUAAAAAUAGUACGGCAGUCAGCAUUCUGGGCGAGCCCAUCAAAAUACGCCUUUGGCAACUAGACGGUUUACCAAGGGACUACUUGUCCACCGAAAACGCCGUUUUGGUAUCGUGUUCAAGGCGCUGGCCGUUGUUCAUAGAUCCUCAAUCUCAGGCAACGAAAUGGGUAAAGAAUAUGGGUAAACCCCAAGGUUUGUCCAUUUGCAAAUUAUCCGACAAGGAUCUUAUGCGUAGUAUGGAGUCGGCCAUACGAUUCGGCAAACCAGUACUUAUCGAAAACGUUGGGAUCGAGUUGGAUCCCGCUCUGGACCCGGUUCUCCUGAAGCAGAUUUACAUGCAAGGGGGUACCCGGGUGGUAAAACUUGGUGACGUCGUAGUACCGUAUGACGACAAUUUCACACUUUACAUAACAACGAAAUUGCCAAACCCUCACUACGCACCGGAGGUUGCCGUUAAGGUUCUCCUGGUUAAUUUCACUGUGGUCCCCACAGGAUUGCAAGAUCAGCUUCUGGCAUUGGUCGUGAUGCAAGAACGUCCAGAUUUAGAAGAACAAAGGAGUCAAAUUGUCGUUUCCGUAGCCCAAAUGAGGCACGAGUUGAAGGAGAUUGAGGAUCGGAUUCUGUUCAAGUUGAGCGCUUCUGAAGCAUCUCCUUUGGACGAUCUUGAUUUUAUCAUCACCCUCGAGGCUUCCAAAGUCAAAAGCGAUGAUAUUAAGGGCCAAAUCGAAUCCGCGGAAAUUACUCAAAUAGAUAUAGACAAUACAAGAGCGGCCUAUAUCCCGGUGGCUAAUCGGGCACAGAUUUUGUUCUUUUGUCUGGCCGAUUUGUCGAAUGUUGAUCCGAUGUAUCAGUAUUCGCUUGAAUGGUUCAUCUCUAUAUUUAUUUCCACCAUAGCCGGAACUGAACGUUCGGCCGAAACUAACACGCGAGUACGCACAAUCAACGAACAUUUUACCUUCAACCUGUUUAGCAAUGUUUGCCGCAGCUUAUUCGAAAAAAAUAAGCUGCAUUUUGCGUUUCUAAUGUGCGUUAGAAUUCUUAUGGACGAAGGUAAAAUUAACGACCAGGAGUGGCACCAUUUCCUAGCCGGAGGCACGCCCCUUAGAGAUCUCCCCAAUCCGGCACCGAGUUGGCUAUCACAAAAAGCCUGGAAUGAAAUUCUGGCACUGGAAGCGUUGCCAAAUUUUGAAUCUUUCGUGCAAUCUUUUAGUGCAAAUAUUGGAUAUUACUAUGCGAUAUUCGAGAGUCUGGAGCCUCACAGGGAAUCCCUUCCCCAUCCGUUCAACAAAACUUUCGACGAUUUCCAGAAGAUGAUCGUUCUGAAAAGUCUACGCCCAGACAAGAUCAAAAACGCAAUGCAAGACUUUUUAUCCACAAACCUUGACCAGCAAUUCAUCGAACCUCAAUCGACCGAUCUAAUGGGGAUGUUUAAAGAGUCCGGGCCCACAACGCCAUUAAUUUUUGUCCUUUCGGCGGGCACCGAUCCUGCGGCUGACUUAUACAAAUUCGCCGACAGGAUGAAAUUCGGCAAAAGGAUGUUUUCGAUAUCGUUGGGUCAGGGACAAGGACCUAGGGCGGAGAAAAUGAUCCAGGAGGGUCUCGAAAUGGGCUCGUGGGUGUUUUUCCAAAAUUGUCAUUUAGCGCCUAGUUGGAUGCCCAUCUUGGAGCGGAUAAUCGAAACCAUCUCACCCGAUUCGGUACACCGGGACUUUAGAAUUUGGCUGACGUCGACGCCGUCCCCUCACUUUCCCGUUUCGAUUUUGCAAAAUGGCAGCAAAAUGACCGUGGAACCACCAACUGGAAUUAAAGCCAAUCUAUUGCGGGCUUACAGAAACCAAGUAUUCGAUUUUACGGACUUUAUCCAAUCGGAGCAUCCGAAAGCUGUUCACUUCAAACUACUGACGUUUUCGUUGUGCUUUUUUCACGCAAUCAUUUUGGAGAGGAGAAAAUUCGGUCCGCUCGGAUUCAACAUUCCCUACGAAUUUACUGACGGUGACCUUAAGAUUUGCUUAUCUCAACUGCACAUGUUUCUGCUGGAAUACCGAGAUAUACCGUUCAAAGUAUUAACUUAUACGGCCGGUCACAUUAAUUAUGGAGGAAGGGUGACGGACGAUUGGGACAGACGAUGUCUGAUGAAUGUGCUCGCAGAUUACUAUAAUUCAGUCGUAGUUCAUCCCGACUACAUAUUUGACGACAACAAAGACUACCGUCAACUACAAAUUACAUCGAUGUUCAUCGACUACCUUGAUUAUAUCAAAACCCUGCCCAUAAACGACGAUCCCGAGCUCUUCGGUAUGCACCCCAACGCCGACAUCACUUUCGCGCAGGCAGAAACCUACAGAUGUCUCUCCACAUUACUCCAAUUGCAGCCGAAACGCGUCGGCGGCGCCGCAGCUAGCCAAGAAGAGGUCACGAUGACCGUUGCUAACUCUAUUUUGGAUCAGUUGCCUAAUUAUUUUGAUUUGGACGCCAUUCUGGCAAAGUACCCCGUUAGAUACGAGGAAUCUCUGAAUACUGUGCUAAUCCAAGAAGCUAUCAGAUACAACGGGCUAUUGUCGGUGAUUGAACACACGCUCUAUGAUCUUUUGAAGGCACUGAAAGGGCUGGCGGUAAUGUCUGAAGCGUUGGAAAAAAUGUCACUCAGCUUGUUUAGCAACAUAGUGCCUGAAUUGUGGACCGUCAAAGCUUAUCCAUCCCUAAAACCACUGGGAGCGUGGGUGAUUGAUCUCAAAGCAAGAAUUCAUUUUUUGAACAAGUGGGUGGAAACUGAAAUUCCACCAAUAUUUUGGAUAUCGGGAUUCUACUUCCCGCAAGCGUUUUUGACCGGAACGCUUCAGAAUUUCGCCAGAAAAUACGCAGUUUCGAUUGACACAAUUAAUUUUGCUUUUGAGGUACUCAGCUACUUCCCAGACAAACGACCCAAGGAUGGUUGUUGCAUAUCGGGUUUGUUUUUGGAAGGAGCUAGAUGGAACGCGUCCAAACAGAUACUGGACGAAUCCAACCCAAAAGAUUUGUAUACAGAAAUGCCAGUGAUCUGGUUGAAACCCGAAGAACACCAUGUUAAGCCUCCAGAUGUAUAUGACUGUCCCGUUUACAAGACUUUAACGAGGGCGGGCGUUUUGUCUACCACCGGACAUUCAACCAAUUAUGUUCUUGCGAUCGAAUUGCCUUGCCAAAAACCCGAACAUCACUGGGUGAAGAGGGGCGUUGCGUUAAUAUGCGCUUUAGAUUAUUAAUGUAAAAUACUUUUUACGUAGUACAAUAAAAAUGUUG